Messenger RNA from Spirodela intermedia, 6362 nucleotides. Lineage: Eukaryota; Viridiplantae; Streptophyta; Magnoliopsida; Alismatales; Araceae. The record is from the annotation of a GenBank genome assembly.
AUGGCCUCACUCGAGGAGAAUGUUCUCGUCGCAAUCUUCCUCCUGAUUAUCACGUUGCUGCUACUCAUCCCGUGCACAGCAAUCAAGUUGUGCUGCGUCGCCUUCAGGAAAACCAAGAGGACCAUCCACUGUCAGUGUUCAGUCUGCGUACGUUCCGGCAAGUACCGCAAGUCCAUAGCCAAGCGGGUAUAAAUUCCCCCGUCCCUGGAAUUUCGCUGAUUUUUCUUGUAACUUUAUUUUUUCUUAUUCUUUGUUGGAUUGAUGUCUUAUUCUCGUCUUGUCUUAUUGCAGAUUUCGAAUUUCUCAACGUGUUGUAAUCUAACUCUAUUAUUGUUCUGGAUUUUUGUGGCGGUUCUUGUCUUCUACAUCAAUUAUCUAAGGCUUGAGGUGAGUCAACGAUUGUCUAUGGAUAAUUUUUACUUUAUAGUAAUAUAUGUACAUAUAAAUAUAUAUAAUAGAACGGGCUGAAAGUUCAAAAGUCAUUGCGUCGUUAAAUUUAGAAGAUUUUUUUUUGGAAAAUUUUGGACCGAUUACAUUGCCAGGAGUCUUUAAAUGGCAGCUAUCCAUCCGCUUACAGGGAUUAUAGCUCUCGGCACUCUUAUGUGGAAGGAAUUAUCUAACUUAAACCUAUUCCGUUUUUAUUCCCCUUUUUCUUCCUCACAUUUUUUGUAUCAUUUUCUAAAUUUUACACGUUAAAGGAAAACUCUUCUAUCAAUAGGAAAAAUUUAGUGAUUGUAAUCCCGCCAUUAGAUCAUUUGAUGAUAUUUACCUUUCGACGUGAACUGUGGGGUAUCCAAUUCUAACGAUUGAUUUUAGGUGUACUGAAAGCACUAAUGAUUACGUUACUGGAAACAUUACAUCAGGUUAUGUGCAUGUGGAAUGAUAUCAAAUCAGUAUAUUAAUAGGGAAAGGAACACGAUCAAGUUUUAAGUAAUUUUUGUGUACAACAUGCCGAAGGAAUGCAAAAGUAUUCCAUUAUCACAUUGAUCGACGCUCAACAUUACUUGGACGAAAAUUAUGCUUCUGGGAUGUAUGGCCUCUGAAACUUUCUAUCUUUUGGAAGCAUCCUUGGAAACCGCUAAUGAACUCUUUCCCUAUUAAUAGCAUCUUUAUCAAGUAAAAAUUGGGAGGUUCAAUAACCACGAAAAAUUCAAUAGCCUAUGACAAAGGUUCAUGAAAUAUUUUUUUCAGUUUUCUCAUUUCCUUAAGGAUAACGGGUUUGAUUAUUUCUUAUUACAUGUAUCCUAGAAUUUAUGCUGAUGAUUUCACAAAUUUGUUUUUAAGGAAAUUGUGAGGAUAACGUGAUAAUUAUCAGUAAAAUGUAACGUCCAAGUUCUAUUUUCUGGAUGAUUUCCUUAAAAGAAGUUCAUGAUAAGAUAAUAAUUUCCUGUGCAGAGCGUGUGCUAGUUAAAGUUUUGGAACAUGACUGUUUAAAUCAACCAAUCAAAGAGAAUGCUUGUGUGAGAGGCAUUCUCCAUAUUUUUUUAUUUUAGCGUGUUUCAAUCCAUCCAAGAAAAUAUGGUAUUAUAGACAUUUUUUCUUCUCUUUACUGAAGGACCAAUUUAGGUUACAUCAAUUAAGUACGAUUAGUAACAUGGACGUCGGUUAUAUGUGAUUUCACGUAAAUUCAAAAGCUAGAAGCAGCGUCAGACAACUGGAAAGUCAAAAUUUUGGUAUCAGUGCUCAGUGGGACUAAGUCUGGGUCUGCUCUAAUCUGUGCCAGUAUGAAUCAAAACCAUUUUAAAAUUGUGUAUUGUCUUUAAAAGCCUUCAAAAAUGUGACUUGGGUGAUCCCUGGGCAGAUCAGGUAAGAGCCUGAGUCAGAUUCAUUGGUUGCAGCGGUUUGCCAAGUCAAUUUGAAAAACUGAGUUUAAUGACGGAAAAUAAUCUAAUAUACAUAUCCCCAAAGUGACUGAACGUGUGGGCUUAUUUGAGAUGCAAUACGUUCCAUCAAGUUGUCCUGUUAUCCUGAUUGUCUAAUCUCUUAUUUGAUUGAGUUUGGUUCAUAUUGGUGUUAUAUCCGAGUUCUCGAGUUUCUGAUAAAGAAAUCUAGAGAAAUGUUACUCUUAGAUCCUCUCCAGUGCGUUUGGAUCCGUACAUUUUAGCUCUUCUAACGACUCAUGUUCUAACAUACGAACUCGAAACUUGAUGGACGGUUUUGCUCCUUUUUUGAGCUUUUUAUUGAGCUCCUAUUGUCUCAAUGCUCUUUGAGGCAGGCUAAAGUUUGACGAAUGGUUAGAUCAAAUUUUUAAACUCGCUCAGCACCUUGGUACCCAGGCUAUGUUAUAUUUGACUUGGGGUUCAUAGAAGAAGGUUUAUGAUUGAUUGGUUACUCGUACACUCUUUUUGGACUCCUUUAUAUUUGCAGAUCUCUCAGAAAAAUAGACUAAAUGUUUGAGACAUGAGUUUAAAUAUCUAUUCUUUUGUUUCUUUUGAUUGUUUCUUGCCAUUUAUACAGCAUUCGAUGAUAAUUAUUGUCAAAGCUAAAAAUCGAAUGAACUGAGAAAUUAAUCGACGCAUAUCGUGACUCGGAUGUGACACUUAGCAUCUCUUUUCUUUUCAUUUAGUUUAUUCGUCAGAGACCACAAUUUGAACCGUACAGUAUUCUUGGAUUAGAGCAAGGAGCUUCAGAUUCAGAAAUAAAAAAGGCCUACCGAAGACUCUCCAUUAUGUACCAUCCCGACAAAAAUCCAGACCCAGGUUGAAUAUUUUCCAUGAGACUUCUUGCUUCCAUUCUUUAUGUGCUAAAUUUUGGAGGAAAUAGAAUUUUUCUCAUCUGACUCCAUUCCAAAUGUUUCCAGAGGCACACAAACAUUUUGUCGAGUUUAUAUCUAAGGCUUAUCAAGCUUUAACAGAUCCUGUUUCGCGUAGUAAUUAUGCAAUAUAUGGGCAUCCAGAUGGGAGACAGGUAAUCUUUUUUUCUGUCCUAAACUUAAUUUCUGCAGGAUUGAUCAUAAAGUGGGUAACUGAAAUUUAAAAUUGUAUGGUUCCAGGGUUUUCAUGUGGGAGUUGCCUUACCUCAGUUCUUAUUGAAUUUUGGUGGUGCCUCUGGUGGUGUAAUUCUACUUGGAGUUGUUGGUAUUGGAAUCCUUUUACCUUUGAUAGCAGCAGUCGUAUACCUCUCGAGGUCAUCAAAAUACAGCGGGAACUAUGUGAUGCACAACACUCUAUCAGCAUAUGACAAUUUGAUGAAAUCUUCGCUGGCUCCAAGGUAAACGAUGCUUACAAUUAAUUCUCCCCGUCAUGUUUCAUUGUAAAAGUUGCCUUUUGAACUUGGUCCCGAGAACCAUUCUGAAAUAUCAUUUAACAUUUUACUGGAUCUUUUUUUUAAUGCCUUUUUUUUUGUUGAAGUGCUUGAUGUUCUUGAUUGGUUCUCAAUUUAGACACGGCAUCGUGCCUUAAAAAACAGGGUUUAUAUCCUUUGGUGAUUCAGUAUUCUCACCAGAAUAUAAGCAUACUUAUUAAUCGAUUUAAUAAAGUUGUAAUUUUAAAUUAUACAGAAAGGUACUGAAUGUCCUCAUUAAGGCCUCGGAGUACAUGGAGAUCCCUGCUCGUAGAAGUGACGAUGAACCCCUUCAGAAACUGUUCCAUGCUGUUCGCAAUGAGUUGAAGCUAGACCCCAAGAAUAUAAAAGCAGAGCAAGCAAAGUUUUGGAAGCAACAUCCAGCCUUAAUCAAGGUACCUCAUUUAAAUUAUUAUCUGGUGUAAUCAUAGAUGAUCAUUUUCAUUUUUUAUGGGAUUAUUUUAACUUCUUUUGUUUUAUCUGUAAUACAGGCAGAGCUAUUGAUUCAGGCCCAGUUAACUCGUGAAACGGCAGCUUUGCCUUCUUACUUGCGUGUUGAUUUUAGACGUGUGAUGGAACUCGCUCCUCGUCUUCUUGAAGAAUUAUUUAAGGUUAAGUCCAUUAUUUAUACGUAGAUUAUGUUCAGUACAGGUUCUUCAGACCAUUGCAUGCCUGAUCCUGGAGGGGUAUAGUAGUUAUCUCAUUAACUAUCUGCUACCAUGUUUUCUAGAUAACUUCAGGGACAUUCUCCAUACCAUGUAGAACACACCAAAGGAUCUUAUCUACUCUAUCUUUCUUGACUAGUGCUAAAUUACGUGGUAUUCUGAGACUAAAUGUGACCCUUGUGGUCAUUGAGACUGUCCAAUCCUAGCAACAUGAAAUUAUCCGCACAUAUCUAGUAUUUGUUGUCUGUCAAUAAGAUUUCAGUAGUAAACUCCAUGGACGACCUCAAGAGAUACUCCUAUCUAUAUGAGGUUCAACUGUUGACGAAUCAGGCAGCAUGGAUCUUACAUAGCUAAAUAUCCUUUUUACAUCGGAUUCAGAGUCCUCAACCUCCAGAUCUGCCGUCUUUAAUCAUUCCUUGAUUUUCCUUCAAGAGAUUCUGAAUUUUACUAUAUCACAAUGGGUUCUUGUUCAUGGCCAUCAAUAUGUGUAUUUGCAGUUUUUUACGAGCUCUGUGAUCUUGUAUGAUGUUCUAGCUAAUUUUUCAGGCUAUGACAUUCGAUAUCCAGUUAGUUUUCUCAUUAAUACACAAGGUCUCUGCAAUUUUGUGCUUUUUCUCACUCUAUCCUAAUUUCUCUGCUUAACAAAUGAUCGGGUGAUUAGAUAUUUAUGUAGGCAUAUAUGGUUUUCAAUCUCAUAUACCAUCGACCAUGUUUAACUCGUUAGCUUUAGCUCCAUGUGGGUGACUCUAUAUCCUAACCUCGUUUCUAAUUGCAGAUAUCAGUCAUGCCACGAAGCCCUGAUGCUCAUGGAUGGCUCAGGCCUGCCAUCGGAGUGAUUGAGCUUUCCCAGUGUAUCAUUCAGGUUGACCUCCUUUCUCUAUAGGAACGUGCUGCCUCAUUAUUUUCUAGAUUUAUCGCCACAGAAACCGACGCAAGAUUGACAAAAAAUUAAAUAAACUAGGUUUUGAGAAGUAAUUGACACUAAAUUGCUGUUCCCGAAUAAAUGAGGCUUAGAUUUAUAUCCCCAAACUUGGGACAUUAAUGGUUCGGAGAUCUUCUGGGAUCUUCAUCCUUAUCUGAUUGCUUCUCGGUCAUGAAAUCUAAAUAUAUCUCAGAAUUCCUUGGCCCAUUACUGCUGUUUGACAUAAUUUCAGUUCUUGAUAAGAUCAUUCAUUCUAUGAAAAAAAAGAAGCCAAAUGCUAUCUCCAUAGUUCAUUACUUGAAUAUAUCUGUGGGUCUUCAUCCGCCCCCCACACAGAGUGAUAUAUAUGUACCUGCAGGCAGUACCGUUAAGUGCUAGGAAAGCAGCGGGGGGUUCCACCGAAGGCAUUGCUCCCUUUCUGCAACUUCCACAUUUCAGUGAGGACAUCGUCCAAAAAAUUGCUCUCAAGGUAUGACUAAAUUUAGUAAAUUUUGAAUUGGUUUGAUUUCCUAUUUAUUGGCAUGAGAGAAGAAUCCCAUAAAGACCCCAUUUUGCAUCCUACCCAAAUACCUCUCUGCGACCCAACAAAGAUCAAAUCACUGCUUGAUUGAAGGAAAGCUAGGAAGAUUCAAUCUUGAUCUGCCAUCAUUCGUUCUUCAGAAGAAUCUCUGUUCAUCAGAACCCAAGUUAAUAGCAACUCCUCUAUCUUUCUCACCCUGUUCCCCUCCUCGCAGCAAGUGCACACGCUUCAGGACCUUCAGGAGAUGAACUUGCCGGAGCGGGCGGCGCUGCUCACGGAGGCGGCGGGCCUCUCCGGGCCCCAGGAGAACGACGUAGAAUCCGUCCUCGAGAUGAUGCCGACUCUCACCGUCGAGCUCACCUGCGAGACGGAGGGAGAGCAGGAGAUUCAAGAGGGCGACCUCGUCACGCUCUGCGCCUGGGUGACUCUCCGGCGGAGGAACGGCCUCACGGUGGCCCUCCCUCACGCCCCUAACUUUCCCUUCCCCAAGGAGGAGAACUUCUGGUUGCUCCUCGCAGACCCCGCCUCCAACGAAGUCUGGGUUUCGCAGAAGCUUAACUUCUCCGACGAGCCCGCGGCCGCCGGCGCCGCGUCCGCCGCCGUGCGGGAGGCGAAGGAGGCAGCGGGGGCCAGCGCAAAGGAAGUAGGGGCGGCGGUAAAGGAGGCGGUGGGGAAGGUGAAGGCGGGGUCGAGGCUGGUCGUCGGCAAGUUCCUGGCCCCUUCGGAGGGGAGCUACGAGCUCUGCUGCUUCUGCUUGUGCGACGCAUGGAUAGGCUGCGACUGGAAGAGCAGCUUGACGUUGAAGGUUCAGAAGCGCCGCCUGCCGGAGGAGGAGGCCGUCGAAGAGGAAGAAGAGCCCGAAGAGGAGGAUGAAGACUACGAGAGCGAGUACAGCGACGACGACGACGACGACGACGAGCAGGUCCAGAGCAAGAAGGCAGCCAAAGGGAAGAAGAGCUCCGGUGCCGACUGA